This is a messenger RNA of Pectinophora gossypiella (pink bollworm), 3099 nucleotides long. RefSeq lists its product as uncharacterized. The transcript is spliced from 3 exons. Bases 315 to 695 code for a protein of 126 amino acids. The record is from RefSeq and is a predicted model, not a curated record. NCBI's taxonomy places the organism in Eukaryota, Metazoa, Arthropoda, Insecta, Lepidoptera, Gelechiidae.
AAAAAACUGCUGACGCAAUCCAUAUUAGCGACACCUAUUGGUUGAAAUAGCUGACUGCAUUUUCCUCUGACCAAUCAAUCACACUUCGGUUCAAUGUGCGAAAGUAGGAAGUUGUGCAGCUGGCAAUUUUGACAGCUGUCUAUCUACCGUGCUUUGUGGCGUCCUGUGUAUUUAUCUUUAUUUAUUUUAUAAGAUUUAUUGUAAUUUAUUUGAAAUGAAAUAAGGUAAAUUACUUAGGAUAAGUUAGUUUGUACGUUGAAUUAAUCGUAAGAUAUAUUAGCAGCGAAGUUAGUGUGUGUGUGUAGUAUUGAAGAAUGGACAGAAACAAUAUGAGAUCAAGCUAUGUAAACAGCGGCCCCCGCUCACUGCCACACAUGGGCAGUAGCAAGCGUCACAAUGGCAACGGGCACGCGGCCCGUCUCAGCCCCCCAGCACAUCCCGGACACAACACUCACCCGGUCCACAGUGCGCCACCGGCAAACAACAAUAACAAUCAGCAUGACGAUCUCAUCAACUACAUCUAUGAUUCUUGGAAUAAGGUGACUAGAGAACUGGAGCGCGGCAGCGAGGACGCGAAGUACUACCAGGAGGUGGUGGCGCCGCGGCAGCUUGCCAACUUCCGGCCCUUCAACCUGGAGGAGUGGUGGGGACGGCGCGUGCUGCACAGCAUUAACCGCAACAAGCACCGCUCUUAGUUCCCCCGCCGCGGGUGGCUGCCCGUGCGACUCCUCGCGUUCAUCACCUGCUGCGUCGUCGUCUACUUCCUAGCAACCAACUCAGACUAUGGAGCCACUUGGCUCUCACUAUUCUUUGAGACGUAGUAGCAUGGAAGCCACCUACAAUGAAGUUACCUGAACGUAAGUCAGUCUGAAUCUGAUUCAGUGUAAUUAAUUUUAUGGGGAUACUUAAAACUGUGGUUGUCACAUGUUUAACAGUCAGCGCAUCUACGGUUAUUGCGAAGUGAUUAUGAUAUGAUAAUUUAAAUUCAACUUGUAAUUUUUGUCAUUUGGUUGAGUUAAGAAUUGUUCAUUAUAUGCUUGCUGUUUACAAAAGGUUUGUAUGUUUAAAAGGUAGUUGAUUUUAAAUUGUUAUUGAAUAGAGUCAUUUCGCCACCAAACCGUAGAUAAAUGCAGACUCAAAGAGUAUCAGUAGCUUAAAGCUAGUGAGGAUAUCUCCUUUUUACGGAGACUAUGAGUAAUGCAGUAGUUGUGUAAAUUUUAACCACAUAAUUAGAAAGACAGUUUAUAUUAAUUGAUAAUGAAAUAAAAGAUGCACAUCCUUGGUUGCAAACUGUGUUGGAUGAUAUCUCUCAUUCGGCUCUGUAGUGUCUUUGUUUCCCGAUGGUAUAUAUUUUUACUUGAUGGCCCUAAAUUUUAGUUACCCGCAGGAGGACCGCUAAAAUGAAUUGAAUGUGUGAGAUCUAUAAAGUUCUCCUUGUGGGGUCAUUUUACGUUUUUAAACGCUACUCCAAUAGAAGUUAAAUGGCAUGUAAAAUUCUAAACCCGCCUUAUGCUUUGAUGAUAAAACUUACACUCAACAACAUAUUAUGUAAUUUAAAUAUACAGUACUAGUAGUUAUAUUGAUGUAAGUAUUUGAUUUAAAUUAUGAACUACAACAUUUAUAGUAAUUUUUCAUGAAAACUUAAGUUUCAUUGAAAGGAGUAGUGUAAUUUUUACUUAAAAACUGAUCAUUUUAUAUUUCGUAUUACGUAUUGAAGUACAGGCAGUAUUUAAGUAAAGAAGUACAUUGACAUUGAACAUGAGAUUGUGAUAUAAGUAAAUAAUUUUUAACAACACACCAAUUCGCAAGUAAUGAUCUGUUGACAUCCUAUAUCGGGAAAGAAUAUUUUUUUAAUAUUUUCACGAGGAACAUUACUGUGUAAAUAAGUUAGUGUGAAUUCUAUUUUAUUUAAUAUUUUGUAAGAGAAUGAUGUUUUGUGUCGAUGCCCAAUUAGAAUCAGCUAGGUAUUGUGUAUUUUUUACCGGGACUUGUGUAACAUUUAGAGUUGGGUUUUGACAUGGCGUUUCUGACUGCCGGCCACAAACUGGAAGUAACACUGUGACAAUAUAGCAAUAAUAGAUAUAGAGGACAAGUAAAUAGUGCUUAUCUGAAUAAUAUGCUGUUUACAUUCCCUGUUCUAUUAUUAUACAACAUAUAAGUAGAUCAGUAUUUUUCCAGAAUUGACUACUUGACAGUCGUAACAAUAAAAUAUGGAAUAUUUCGGAUAUAAUAGAUUAUCAUUUAACGAUAAUUACCAAUAGUUUUUUUAUCUGUAUAUUACAAGACCCGAAACACGUGACGUCACAUUUCACAAAAUAAACAAAAAACUACCUAUCUGUCAGGGUUCAAGUUAUACUGUUUGAUAGUUUCCUUGCGUAUUGAGUAAAAUGUCACGAGACCAACCGUUUUCGCGCGAAUUUUUUUCAAAUUUAAGAGGAGAUUUAAUAAUUUAAGACGUAUAAAAGUCCGAAAACUGUCAAUUACCCAUUUUCAAUUCCAUUUCAAUAUUCUGUGAUAUGAAUGUAUCACAAAUGUUUAUAAUAUAUAAUGCAUUGAAAUUAAUUUUCUGUACCUAGAGUUCUAAAAUCAAUAAACAAAUAUUGUCAUACAUCAGACUCACCCCGUUUUAAAGGAAUUUUAAUACCAGAGAAACCAAAGGUACAUACCACAUGGAGAAUUGCAUUUCAGUUGGUCGCCAUAAAGAAGUAAUCCGGAAUCGGUUGUGAUAAACUUUGCCCAAUAAAUUAUAUUGUGUCAAAUCUUUUUUUAUGUUGAGAAACUGCGGGUCUAUAAAAGCCAUAUGAAACAAUUCAUGCAAAAAGCAAUAUUGCUAUUUGUAAUUCGUUGACAUUGCGCAAAUGCGUAAAUGAAUGUCAAAAUGCAAUAUUGCUUUUUAGAUGAAUCGCUUCAAUGUGGCCUUGCCAAAGCCUUGUGUUUGCUUAGUGGUCAGCAACGCCUAAUCUUUCAAGUUUCAAAUAAAUCAAAUACAUUCCACAUCGCCUGUACUUAGCAUUUGGAACUAUUGUAAAUAGGUUUUAAGUGAUGCAGUGCUGCCAGACUAUGGAUUACGGAUUUGAAUAAAACAUUUUUAUAAAAAUA